AAAAUCCUAAAAGUUACGAUUUGAAGCUCUCUCUCUCUCUCUCUCUCUCUCUCUAGAAUCUCUCUUUUUACAGAUAAGCCCACCUCGUGGAUUCCUCGUGAUUCCACUUCAAUGCCCCCCUUAUUGUAUAUCCAAAAGAUUCAAACUUUUUGUUCUGUAGAAUUGUCUUCAGCUCGAAAAGCUCUCACCUUUACGAUGGUUCUCGACGGGAAUGGCGGCGCUGUAUGGUUAGGCGGCGGCGGAGCUGGAGACAGGUUUCAUGAGGAGGGGGAGGAGGAGGACGGUGCAGCUCACUUCAAACCUAUGCUUGAAGGUGGUGACUGGUUCUUUAACCAACCACAAGAUCUCCAUAUGUUACAGAGCCAUCAUCAAGAUUUCAGAUUCCUCGGUGGUGGUGGUGGUUUCUUUUUUAAUCCUAACGACAAUCUUCUUCUUGAUCCGUUCUUGGCCGCUGCUAACAACAGCAAGUCUUGUCUCCUCAACAACGUUGCAAACCCUUUUGAUAACAAUAAUGCCUUUGACUUCGGGUCGUCUGAUUCUUGUUUUCUUGGAGGGUAUGGUUCGUUGAGCUCCUCCUCCGUCCCUGAGUUCUUAUCUGCUCGGGAGAACAACAACAACACCUCAACGCCGUUGGAGUCAGAAGGUUUCGGGAGCAGAGCGAAGGUUCUGAAGCCUUUAGAGGUGUUGGCAUCUUCCGGUGCACAGCCUACUCUGUUCCAGAAACGUGCAGCCAUGAGGAAGCUGAGUGAGGAUGGAGAGAUGGACGAGACUGGGGUUGAGGUUUCAGGGUUGAACUAUGAGUCUGAUGAGCUGAACGAGAGCUGUAAAGUUGUUCAGAACGGUGGAGGAGGAGGAGGUAAUAAAGGUAAGAAGAAAGGGAUGCCUGCUAAGAAUCUGAUGGCUGAGAGGAGGAGGAGGAAGAAGCUUAAUGAUAGGCUUUAUAUGCUUAGAUCAGUUGUCCCCAAGAUCAGCAAAAUGGAUAGAGCAUCAAUACUUGGAGAUGCAAUUGAUUAUCUAAAGGAACUAUUACAAAGGAUCAAUGAUCUUCACACCGAGAUUGAGUCAACUCCAUCUGGUUCUUUGCCGCCUCCAACUUCAUCAAGCUUCCAUCCGUUAACGCCUACUCCGCAGACUCUCUCUCGCCGUGUCAAGGAAGAGUUGUGUCCCUCUUCUUUGCCAAGCCCUAAAGGCCAGCAAGCAAGAGUUGAGGUAAGAUUAAGAGAAGGAAGAGCAGUGAACAUUCACAUGUUUUGUGGUCGUAGACCUGGUCUUUUGCUGGCUACCAUGAAAGCUUUGGAUAGUCUUGGAUUGGAUGUUCAGCAAGCUGUGAUUAGUUGUUUCAACGGUUUUGCCUUGGAUGUUUUCCGCGCUGAGCAAUGCCAAGAAGGACAGGAGAUAUUGCCUGAUCAAAUCAAAGCUGUGCUUUUGGAUACAGCGGGCUAUGCUGGUAUGAUCUGAGCUGAUCCUGAGUCAACAUCCUUGAGCAUCUGAUGGAGCUGAGCUAGAAGAACUAAGCCUUUAAAUUUUCAAAUUACUUCUCUGUUUUUUGUUUCUUUCUUCAAAUUAAGGCUUUAAAGAUGUAUUGCAAAUGAGAGUUGUUUAAUUUGACCUUUGAGAACUUGGUGGUUGUUUGAUACAUACAUGACUUCAACCUUUAUAUUUUAGCAAUGUUAACCUCAUUAUGUUU
Molecule: messenger RNA, 1687 nt
Organism: Raphanus sativus (radish)
Lineage: Eukaryota; Viridiplantae; Streptophyta; Magnoliopsida; Brassicales; Brassicaceae
Product: transcription factor ICE1-like
Exons: 4
Coding region: 112-1458 (448 amino acids)
Biological process (GO): regulation of DNA-templated transcription
Cellular component (GO): nucleus
Molecular function (GO): protein dimerization activity; DNA-binding transcription factor activity; sequence-specific DNA binding
Source: RefSeq, a predicted model, not a curated record